AUACGUAAAAGUUAAAUUUCAAUUGCUUAUCCACUGGAUGUGAUUCGUAGGAGAAUGCAAAUGGUCGGGUGGAAAGAUGCUUCCGCUGUUGUUACAGGCGAAGGGAGAAGCAAAGCUUUGCUUGAAUACACUGGUAUGAUGGAUGCAUUUAGAAAAACAGUUCGUCAUGAAGGCUUCGGAGCAUUGUACAAGGGUUUGGUCCCCAAUUCAGUGAAGGUUGUACCAUCCAUUGCGAUUGCAUUUGUGACAUAUGAGAUGGUGAAAGAAGUUUUAGGAGUGGAGUUUAGGAUAUCAGACUGAGUCACAUUUGAUAUCUCAAUACGUUUCGCCGACAAGAAAACGCACUUCUAUUUUUGUAGCCAGAGGAGACAGAAGAGAAGUUCAACAAAUUUAGGGGGCUUUAUUUAUCUCCUUUCAACAUCCGGUGGGAAGGAUAAAAGGCUAUAGGGCUUAGCCAAACUCUUUUUUUUUUUUUUUUUCUCUUCUACUUAUAGAUGAUUGGGUUUAUGCUUUUAUGCUGAAUCAAAUAAGUCAGUGGCCAACUACAUUUGGUACUGCAGUUUGUGCUACAACAUGUUUGGGCUGCUCUUUUCUCAUUCAAUUAUUUACACUGUUGUUAUGACUCUUA
This is a messenger RNA of Arabidopsis lyrata subsp. lyrata, 628 nucleotides long. RefSeq names its product mitochondrial adenine nucleotide transporter ADNT1. The coding region runs from base 55 to 300 and encodes 81 amino acids. NCBI's taxonomy places the organism in Eukaryota, Viridiplantae, Streptophyta, Magnoliopsida, Brassicales, Brassicaceae. The record is from RefSeq and is a predicted model, not a curated record. The transcript has 2 exons.